UCGGCAUGAGCUUUGAUUCUGCGUGUGUGCUCACUGUUUGCUCACAGGGCGGCGUGAGCCGAUACUGAGCAGCAGCACAAGCGCAGAAUUUUCCAAUACAAAACAAUAGCUUAACCGUAGUGUAUAUUUUUCACUGUAGAGAAAACCAAUCGUAGCCUAUAUGCGCAGAAUGUCGGUGGGCAUAGAGUCUGGCUUCUCCAGCGAGGAGGUGCUGAACAUUCGGUUCCCUUUGCAUCGGGCGUGCAGGGAUGGAGAUGUAGGCGCCUUGUGCUCGAUUCUUCAGUGUACUACCAACCAGGCAGACCUAGCCGUGGAAGAUUCUUUCUACGGAUGGACACCGCUACAUUGGGCGGCCCAUUUUGGAAAGCUGGAGUGUGUGAUGCGUCUGGUGCAGGUGGGUUGUGGUGUGAACUUGGAGACUUCACGUUUCGCCCAGACCCCCACGCACAUCGCUGCCUUUGGAGGCCACCCUGACUGCCUGCUGUGGCUGCUACAAGCUGGGGCCGACAUCAACCGACAGGACUAUGUGGGUGAGAGCCCCAUCCAUAAGGCGGCCCGUGCCGGCAGUAUCGACUGUAUUAAUGCCCUCCUGAUGCGGGGGGCAAAAGCGGACUGUUUUAGAGUUAGCAGUAGGUUUAGUCUGUGCCAGUACUGGAGGUCAAGGGUGAGAGGUAAUUCAAGGAGACUCAGACCAGGCGCAAGACUAACAGCCCCUAGUUGGAACAGGGGUUUGUUGCUGGGUAUCAGGUUCUACAUAGAUGCCAGAAUAGAUACCAGGGUGAGCUUAAGGAACGCCAGUGGGCUGACUGCUGCCGACCUGGCCCAUGCCCAGGGCUUUCAGGAGUGCGCACAGCUGCUGGCCAAUGCGCAGAACCAGCAGCUCAACUGCAUGACCAAUGGCUCCUCCACCAACGGCUCCAUCGCCAACGGGGACCAGGCCAUCACCCAGCUGCGCAGCUUCCUCAAGGGGGCGCCCAGCAGAAAGAGGUCCCUGGACAGCAUGGAGCCGGAUCACAUCAAGAAGGCCAGAACUGACACUCUCCAGUUCCCCAUGAAGGCCCUGAACGGCUGUGCCCAAGAGGACCUGAUGGAAGCCAUGCACAUGGAGUCUUGCUCAGCGGCACCGACCACAGGUGGGAAUGGAUCCUUCUCCUUUGGGUCCAAUGGCUGCGUCGGGCCGCCGGAGGCGCACAUGGGCGUUGAGCCCGAGCUGGAGGCCGUGCCCAUGGACGGCUCGCCCACCGCUCCCAAGGAGCUGGAGAUCAUCACAGUGGCCUCCAUGCACAUCCCGUGCCGUGUCACCAACUCCUACGCUUACCUGUAGUGGCCUUAGUGGCUGGCUGGCACCCCCUCACUGGCCAAGUCGUUUUCAGAUUUGAGCGUGUUAGGAAAAAAAAAAAACGCCAGUGAGGUCAAUGUGACCUGUGUGGUGUUGCGUUGAGUGGGUUUGGUUUACUUGUCCCAUGUUGAAUGUGACCUGUGUGGUGUUGCGUUGAGUGGGUUUGGCUUACUCGUCCCAUGUUGAAUGGAGAGAUGUUCAUAUAUAGCAUCUCGUUCUGGUAGGCUCUUGUCCCUCUGACUUCCCUACUUCCUACCACCCUACGUCUGUACAACUCUGCCUGUGUGUGGUAGCGCUAGCAUUUUGUUAUGGUAGUAAAACUUGAAUACGUUUUUGUUUUCAUGAAAACUAAAACGCAUCCUCCAGUCAGUACACAGGCAUGCUUGUGUAUAUAGUUGAAAAACUGGCCAAACCAUUUAUGCCCCUCCAGAAUACAUUAUCAUAUGAAUUGUCAUCUCCUUGUCCUGUCUGAUCAUUGUUGCAAAAUCCAUAUUAUUUGUAUGUUGCAUCAAUAUUGUUCUAGUGUGAAAUGCAAGAUUCCAUUUCAUUAGAUACAUUCCUCAUUCAAGUUAUUUGGAACUUUUAUGCAUCGCUGGUGUCCAUUCUAGGAUGUCAUGCUCAGACAUGCAAUAACAUUAGCAAUGGUCCUUGUGCAAGUCAAGCCCACUGUAUGCAUGUACUGUGUUUAGAGCUGGUACUGUAACUCUGAUACCAUAAGUCGUUAAGCCCUUUGGGCGAACGAUGCUGAUUACAAGCUUCCUGCUACAUAUGUGACUUCUGUCAUCUGCAUUGUUCAAUCUCCCUGAGAAGAGGUAACUCCCGAGGAAAUACUAUUGCCCCAGAAUUGUGCAAAAAAAUAGGCCUACUUAUCCCUUUGAUGGUGUUGGGCAUUUUGCGGUGCAAAGUCCAACUUUGACAUGUCUCAUGUGUUUCCUUUUUAUUUUGUUAUAAUUAAUUUUGUAUUCUCGUUAUGCCAAAGCAUAUCUACAUGAAUGUAUGACAUACAUUAACCUUCGCUGUGCAGCUUCUCUGUGCGCUCCUAGGUUGUGGCAAGGUGCUGUUUAACCCUCUGUCUGCCUAUCCUUUUCCAUUAGAAGCGGAGUGGGACUAUGUUAGGGUAGUUUUCUCUGUAUCAGUUCUUUGAGUUAAAUGAUAAAAAAAAGAAAAAAAAAACAUUCUUUAUAAUCUCUACAUGUAUGGGGCCCUUCGAUAUGAGGGUAGUGUUUUUAUUUUUUUUAACCCUUUGUUGUGUUUAAUAUUCAGCUUGUUUUAGGUGUCAAGUGCAGAUGUUGGAAAAUAAGUGAUUAUUUUGGAAGUUAUGAGUUUAUUUUUAAAAAGUGUAAUGGCAACUCAAAGACAAUGGUGUAGUGAAACUGAUGCUUUAGAAAAAUGCCUUUUCCUAUGUAACAAUGCUUUAAAGGGAAGAAAAUACAUGUUGGACAUUAAGGCUAAUCAAAAGAAGAUACUUUGUUUCAGCCUGAACUUCCUGGUCCAAUGAAAUGGCGGUCUUUUCUGGUGAUCGCUGAAGUAACGUCCAGACAGGAUUAUCCAUGUUAAUGACUGCAUCUCUGAUGUAGAGUGUAGCGUGGUGAUGAACACUGAAACAGUUGAACGUAUUUGUAUUUUUUGUUGAACUCCAUUAAAUGUUCAGUCUUGAAAUACCA
Molecule: messenger RNA, 3003 nt
Organism: Alosa sapidissima (American shad)
Lineage: Eukaryota; Metazoa; Chordata; Actinopteri; Clupeiformes; Clupeidae
Gene: ankrd10b
Product: ankyrin repeat domain 10b
Exons: 7
Coding region: 161-1324 (387 amino acids)
Molecular function (GO): protein binding
Source: RefSeq, a predicted model, not a curated record